ACUUAAUCAAUGUUUAACUGCAGAGUUGGCAGUUUUAUGAGUCUUAAAGACCAAAGACCUGGCUGAGUCAGACUUUGAGCUCCUCAUGCAUUGACGGAUCUCGGAUCUUAGAGAAAAACAGGGCUUAAGAAAAACAAAAAAUCAAACCAUGAGCACAGACGCUGUCAUGUCUCCGAAGAUCACGGUGGAGCUGCUGAGGAACCUGAGGCAGGCGAUGAAGAAUGGAAAAUACUUCGCCGAGCCCAUCCAUGCGUACAUCGUCCCUUCAGGAGACGCACACCAGAGUGAAUACAUCGCGCCAUGUGACUGCAGACGUGAGUUUAUCUGUGGAUUUAACGGCUCGGCAGGCACUGCUAUCGUGACGGAGCAACAUGCCGCCAUGUGGACGGACGGACGCUACUUCCUUCAGGCCAGCCAACAGAUGGACAACAACUGGACUCUAAUGAAGAUGGGUCUGAAGGAGACGCCUUCGCCGGAGGACUGGCUCAUCAGCGUCCUGCCAGACAACUCCAAAGUGGGAGUCGACCCCUGGAUCAUCGCUGCUGAUCAGUGGAAAAGCAUGGCGAAAGCUCUGAACAGCGCCGGACACAGUUUGGUUGCCGUUCAAGAAAAUCUAAUCGAUGCAAUUUGGGAGGACCGACCCGCUCGACCCAGCACUCAGCUCAGCGUUCUGGGGCUCAGAUAUACCGGUCUGAGCUGGCAGGACAAGAUCGUGCAGCUGAGGGGGAAGAUGGCCGAGAGGAAGAUCUCCUGGUUCGUGGUGACGGCCCUGGACGAGAUCGCAUGGCUUUUUAACCUGCGUGGCUCAGAUAUCGAGUACAAUCCUGUGUUCUUCGCAUACGCCAUCAUCGGAAUCAACAGCAUACGGUUGUUCAUGGACGGGAAGCGUGUCGAGGACCCGGUGGUGAGGCAGCACCUGGAGCUGGACACAGCUGCUAAGCCUGAGCUGAGUGUGCAGUGUUUACCGUACGAGUGUGUGUACUCGGAGCUGCAGGCCGUGUGCUCAGCUCUCGGCCCUAAAGACAAGGUGUGGAUCAGCGACAAGGCCAGCUGUGCUCUCACCCAGGCCAUCCCUAAGAUGCACAGAUCUCCAAUCCCGUACACACCUGUGUGUCUGGCUAAAGCAGUGAAGAACCCCACAGAGACACAGGGCAUGAGGAUGGCACAUGUUAAAGAUGCCGUAGCGCUUUGCGAGCUCUUUGCCUGGCUGGAGAAAGAGAUUCCGAAAGGUACUGUGACUGAGAUAUCAGCUGCGGAUAAAGCUGAAGAACUACGCAGUCAGCAGAAGGAUUUUGUCGGUCUCAGUUUUCCCACCAUCUCCAGCGUGGGACCAAACGGCGCCAUUAUUCACUACCAGCCGCUUCCUGAGACCAACAGGACUCUGUCUCUUAAUGAAGUUUACCUGAUCGACUCUGGAGCGCAGUACAAGGAUGGAACAACGGACGUGACGCGUACGCUGCACUUCGGGACUCCAACAGACUAUGAGAAGGAAUGCUUUACAUACGUCCUGAAGGGCCACAUCGCCGUCAGCGCGGCUGUUUUCCCCAAUGGAACUAAAGGUCACCUGCUGGACUCGUUUGCACGUGCCGCUCUGUGGGAGUCUGGACUGGAUUACCUGCACGGCACCGGCCACGGAGUCGGCUGCUUCCUCAACGUCCACGAAGGACCCUGCGGCAUCAGCUACAAAACCUUCGCUGAUGAACCGCUGGAGGCUGGAAUGAUCCUCAGUGAUGAGCCUGGAUAUUAUGAGGACGGCUUGUUCGGCAUUCGACUGGAAAACGUCGUGCUGGUCGUUCCUGCAAAGCCUAAAUAUAACUACAGGAAUAGAGGCAGUCUGACGUUCGAGCCCCUGACGCUCGUCCCCAUUCAGCUGAAGAUGAUUAACACUGAGCUGCUGACACAGAAAGAGCGUGACUGGCUGAACGAUUACCACCGGCAGUGCCGUGAGACGGUUGGCGCCGAGCUGGAGCGGCAGGGCAGGAAGGAGGGCCUGGAUUGGCUGAUCAGGGAGACUCAGCCAAUCACAUAAAGUCAAACUUGACUAAUUUUUAUUUAACCCAGUCCUAACUGAUCGAAUCAGAAAUGACUUUUCUCUGAAUUUUUGCUUUGAAUUCUCUGCAAGCUGACUUUGUGAAGCACAUGAACACAAACACACUCAGCACUUCUUUUACAAAACAAUAAAACCAAGAGUGCUGAACUCCA
Pangasianodon hypophthalmus (striped catfish) is the source of this 2202-nucleotide messenger RNA. It is a transcript of the gene xpnpep1, whose product is annotated as X-prolyl aminopeptidase (aminopeptidase P) 1, soluble. Bases 149 to 2029 code for a protein of 626 amino acids. Gene Ontology annotation, molecular function: metalloaminopeptidase activity. Lineage: Eukaryota; Metazoa; Chordata; Actinopteri; Siluriformes; Pangasiidae. The transcript has 20 exons. The record is from RefSeq and is a predicted model, not a curated record.